AUGGAGGUCGAGUUUCCCGCGGCCGUGUUUGGCAACAACAUGACGGCUAUUCUCAAGCUCUUCGAUCCCCGACACCCCCCGACGUUUCAUGUGGGACAGAGAGGGCUUCUUCGACCCCAUGGACCCCAUGACCAAUUCGCAUGGGAAGAUUUUGUACGAAAGGACAAACUAAAGCCGUUCCUCGACGAAAUUACGGCAGUAGAGAACAAGGCCUGUGGUCCGCAUGACCUGUAUCGCACAACAUUGGAGGAGUUCGACAGCGAGACACGGGCAUAUGGAAAGCUCAGGGAUCUGCAAGGGGAAUGCAUUCCAAGCCUUUAUGCCCACGUUUUCAUCCAGGCGCAAACAGCUGAUCCAGCCCUGGCUGGACGACCCGAGUUCAGCAUUUUCGGUAUUUUAAUGGAACCCAUCCGAGGCUUCAUCCCAGAAAAACUCCCAGAUCUUCCUGCCUCCGACGCACCGCCCAAGGAGCUCUGGAAGACGAUUGUUCAAGAUGCUGUCUACCCAGCAAACGAGAUCAAUAAGCGAGGUGUGGCCAUGCUUGACUGUAGAGCUGGCAACGCCUUGGUAAAACACGACACGCAUCGUGUUGUGAUUCACGAUUUUGCCCAGUGCCAAUUCCGCAACGAGGUAGAAGCCAUGUAUGCAGAGCAGAAGGCAGAGGCCGAGAAGGGCGACGAAGGGGAAGACAACGGGGGGAAAGCUCAUGAGACCAAGGCUGGUAGUUCCACCCGCAAAGACGUCUUCCUCCACACGCACCAAAUUAUCAAAGAAAUCCAUCCCGACCACCAUGUCACCAGAGCGAGACCAGGAGGCGAGAUGGACCUGCUAGGCUAUGCAGCCGCAGGUCACGCAACCGCCGUUCAGGACAACUACAACCCCCCCGGGACCAAUGACGUGCCAGUCCACAACGUCCCCGGCUUCUACCUUGACGCUGUCCGCGCCUACAAAGCCAGCCCCAAGCCCUUUGACCGACCAGGAGGAACCCUGAUUGACAAGAUCUAUUUCGGCCGCUGGCUCUACACCUGGCAAGACUUGACCUUCAUCCUCUACAAAUGCGUCGUCCAAAACACCGACUGUGGCAACGAUCUCAUGCAUUACCUCCUCGCUCCCAAUGACGCAGACAAGGUAGAUGAGCUUGGCCACCACCUCGACACCGACAGGCUUCUUCUCGCAGCAGGCGACUGGUCAUGCACUCUCCACAACGAGAUAUACGUCUACGAUAACGGCGACUGGAUCAAGGACCCCCUUCUGUGGCAGAGCGUGCAGGGUGCCUCUUGGGACGAUGUGAUUUUAGAGCCAGCCAUGAAAGACGCCUUGAUGAGAGACGUUAUUGGUUUCUUCGACACGAGAGAUGUCUACCAAGACCUCGGGCUCAUGUGGAAGAGGGGCAUCAUCCUCCACGGCCUUCCUGGUAACGGAAAGACCGCCUCCAUCAAGGCGCUGAUCAACUCCCUCGAGGCCAGAGGCAAAGAAGACGGCUCUAAGAGAAUUCCAAGCCUGUACGUCAAAGCCUUUGACAGCUCCAUGGGCGGAAAGUGGUCCAUCCGGUACAUUUUCGAGCACGCCAGGAAGAUGGCCCCCUGCGUUCUCAUCUUUGAGGAUUUGGACUCGUUGGUGUUGGAUGAGUACAGGAGCUACUUCCUGAACGAGGUUGAUGGACUCGAGUCCAACGAGGGCAUCCUCAUGAUUGGAAGUACGAACCAUUUGUCCAAACUCGAUCCUGCAAUUGCCAAGAGACCUAGCCGCUUCGACAGGAAGUACCACUUCAAGCUGCCCAACGAGGAGACGAGGAAGAGAUAUGCAGAGUACUGGAGGAAGAAGCUGGAGAGCAAGCCGAUCGUGGCAGACAAGUUUGAGGAAGAAAUUACCUAUCUUAUCGCCCAGUUGACGGACGGAUUCAGCUUCGCCUACAUCAGAGAGCUGUUCGUGUCGUCGCUUCUGGCGCUUGUGCGCGGCUUCAAUCCUGACGUUGUGGAGGAGGAUCCCAGGGAAGACGAUGCUGGUGAUGAGAGCUCCUCGACCGCCGGUGACGGCGUAAUUGUUGAGAAACCCGCAAUCGUGGGAGAGGGCAAUGCCGGGGUGGAAAAUACCGAGGAGCAGGAGAAGACUGGCGAAAAGACUAAAAAGUUCAAGCCCAAGCGGGUGUUCCCUGUGCUGGAUAUUCCCGAGUAUCUCCAGGACAACCUGCUGCUUAAGAUCAUCAUAUCCCAAGCAAAGAUCCUUUUUGAGGAGAUGGACCGUGACGAUGAUGAACAGAAAGAGAAGGAAGGGGACGGUGAUGGUGCCAUUCGGAGGAUCCGAGUGAAGCGUGGUUUGCCGGCGCCACGGAUGCAACUGGUAAGCGGGACCACCGCUGCUAGCCCUCCUGCUGAUUCCGCUUCUGCUAAUUCCGCUCCUGAUGAUUCCGCUCCUGAUGACACGGAUCUCUUGAGGAUGUAA
Podospora pseudocomata is the source of this 2442-nucleotide messenger RNA. RefSeq lists its product as uncharacterized. NCBI's taxonomy places the organism in Eukaryota, Fungi, Ascomycota, Sordariomycetes, Sordariales, Podosporaceae. The record is from RefSeq and is a predicted model, not a curated record. The transcript has 3 exons. The coding region runs from base 1 to 2442 and encodes 813 amino acids. Gene Ontology annotation, molecular function: ATP binding; polyubiquitin modification-dependent protein binding; ATP hydrolysis activity. Gene Ontology annotation, cellular component: nucleus; cytosol; VCP-NPL4-UFD1 AAA ATPase complex. Gene Ontology annotation, biological process: autophagosome maturation; retrograde protein transport, ER to cytosol; mitotic spindle disassembly.